AUGAAAGCUGCCAUCCUUUUAUUCGCAGCCUUCUCCCGUGUAUGGGCUGAUGUAGAUUUAUGGCGAGCGUUCUAUAGCCCUCCCCAUGAAUUAUAUGGCAGACUUGCCAUCGCCUUUUUCCCAGACAGCCAGGGCGACUCCUGCAAGGCCAACGAUAUCAGCAGAGCCAUAGCUCUCACCACCCUUACUAUCCCGGAGGCAAACACCUGCUUCAACAUGAGCGAUAUCUUCUCCAAGAACAGCAGUUCCGGUUUCCAACAAUCCAAACAACAAGGUGGUGGGGGUUCGACACCUUGGGGCGUUGAUUGGGAUCUCAUCAACCAAGAUCUUUACGACGAAAACGCAAAUUACACGCACACUUGGGUCAGGAUGGUAAACGAGCUCAUACCGCAAGAAGGCAGGACGAGUCAGUGGUUCUAUGAGCAAUAUACGCUACCGGAUUGCCAGGAUGUGCGCCUCGGUGAUGAGAAGAGCGACGAUGUGCCGUUCUACUGGAUCAACUGCCAAACCGACAAGCACGGUUCCUGCAAGACUGCGACAUAUCCCAUUGGGAGUUUUGCCGUUUGGAGAACAGUAAACUAUGAUGAGCAUGAAGGUGAUGAGCAUGAAGGUGAUGAUGAUUGCCGCAGGUGGACAGAGUUUGGAGCCGCGAGCACGGCAAGAAUAAAUGCCGGCUGGCUGAUGGCGGCGCUGGUGAUGGCUAUAGUGGUGGUGGUAUAA
Messenger RNA from Trichoderma aggressivum f. europaeum, 720 nucleotides. RefSeq lists its product as uncharacterized. Lineage: Eukaryota; Fungi; Ascomycota; Sordariomycetes; Hypocreales; Hypocreaceae. The transcript is spliced from 2 exons. The record is from RefSeq and is a predicted model, not a curated record. The coding region runs from base 1 to 720 and encodes 239 amino acids.